AUGAACUUUACUUCCCCACUCAAGUCAAAUAAAGCCAAUAAUCUGUUUGAAAGCCCUUCUUGCUAUAUGUCUCCAUCCGCUUUUGAUAAAAAGGGCGAUUAAAAUACAAAUACUUUAAAUGUAAUUAAUGCACCAUUCUGCAACUCAAUUCAGUAAAAUAAGAGUCCUCAAAAUUCUUAGUUCAAAACCCCUACAAAGUACUCUGAUCGCUUUAUUCCCGCAAGAACAGAUUCUAUUAGUAAAACUCUGUUCGAUUUAAAAGAUGAAAUGAUUGUAGAAGAAUAACCUGCAAAUAGAAUGCUUACAGAGUCUCCUUUUCUUUUUUAAGGAUCAAGAUAAUCUCAUGCAAAUAAUUCAAAUAGUUAGAGCACAACCAUCAAUGGAUUUUCUAAUGGACAUACUCUAAAUUCUUCUCAAUAAUUGACAACCCCAAGUAAAAAAGUCAACUUCUUAAGUUAGUAAGAUGAAAACACUAAAUCUUAUAAUGAGUUAAUUCAAAGAGAACUUUUUGGUAAUUACGAAGGAUCUAAUAAUAAAAAGUCCUCAGAGGAACUUUAAAAAACACCCAUUCUCAAAUUUCACUGGGACUAAAAAAAUGCAACUACAUCUCCUCUUCUCAACAUUUAGCAAUCACCAUUCUAGAUUUCUACCCCAGAUGAUCGUUCAAAAGAGUAAAAACGUAAAAUAUCUAAAACACCUUUCAAAGUAUUAGAUGCUCCUUAACUCUAAGACGAUUUUUAUGUUGAUUUACUAGACUGGAGUUCACAAAAUUUGAUAGCAGUAGGAUUAGGAAAAUCUAUCUUUAUUUGGAAUGCUGCCACUGGAAGUGUAUAAAAACUCUGUGAUAGUAAAGCUUCCAACUUUGGAACUAAUAUCGAAAAUUGCUAAAACUAAUCUCAACUAUCUUAAUACACAAGCUUAAAAUGGUCACCUAACGGUAACUAAAUUGCACUCGGAAAUUACAACGGAUAAGUUGAACUUUGGGACUUAACUACCAGACAGCUUAUUUCUGAGUUCUCUGCAUAAAAAGAAAGAAUAGGAUGUAUUGAUUUCAACAACAAUAAUGUUUUUGCAGCUGGCUCUAAAGAUAAAAGCAUCCUUAUUCAAGAUAUUCGUGACCCAAAAAUUUUAAGAAUGGCUAGAGGUCAUAAAUAAGAAAUAUGUUAAGUCAAGUGGUCUCCAGAUCAACAAUAUCUUGCUUCAGGAGGUAAUGAUAACAUGGUAGCUAUAUGGGAUAUAGCUCGUUCCUAUAGCUAAAACAUAAAUGGCUUUGGUUCGAAUGAAAUUAGUCCCUACCAAAAACAUAAUGAACAUUAGGCAGCCGUAAGAGCUCUAGCAUGGAAUCCUCAUUAGUAUGGAGUAUUAUUAAGUGGAGGUGGAUCAAGAGAUUAAACUAUAAAAGUAUGGAAUAUAAAUACUAAUAGUUUACUUGGAUCUGUUGAGGUUGGUUCUUAAGUUUGUAAAUUACUAUUUUCUCCAGAUUAGAAUGAAUUUGUUUGUGCUCAUGGAUUUGAAUAUAACAAAGUAACAGUCUGGAAAUAUCCUACUAUGAGCUAAAUCGCAGAACUUGAAGGACAUUAAAGCAGAGUUCUAUUUAUGAGCAUGGCACCUGAUAAUCAGACUAUUGUUACUGGUGCUGGUGAUGAAACUCUUAAAUUCUGGAAGAUCUUUUAAGGUAGACCUGUUUCUAAAUAACAAUCAUUGCUUAAGCAUUCUGAUUUAAGGUGA
Messenger RNA from Tetrahymena thermophila SB210, 1728 nucleotides. RefSeq names its product anaphase-promoting complex protein. Gene Ontology annotation, cellular component: anaphase-promoting complex. The record is from RefSeq and is a predicted model, not a curated record. The transcript has a single exon. Gene Ontology annotation, biological process: positive regulation of anaphase-promoting complex-dependent catabolic process; anaphase-promoting complex-dependent catabolic process; positive regulation of ubiquitin protein ligase activity. Gene Ontology annotation, molecular function: anaphase-promoting complex binding; protein binding; ubiquitin ligase activator activity. Lineage: Eukaryota; Ciliophora; Oligohymenophorea; Hymenostomatida; Tetrahymenidae.